AUGCCACUGUGCCACUCUAGUCGCGAUUGGGGGCACUUUGCCCCUCCUCCCACCUUGAAGCUCGUCGGUCGCUUCUCCAAAAACUGCAACAACUUCCCACGACCUCUGUUUUUUCACCUUUCUCACUGUCUCGGAACUACUUCCGGGCUUACCAAUCGUCCCUCCUCCGCCGACCAGAUGCCGAAGAAACUCUCAAAGAACCCCCAAGGAGGGAGCACCACAAAUCUCGGGACGCCCUCGACCUCAACGACGAAUUCGACCUCCCUCUCCCUCCCUAGAAUCCUGACCGACGAGCUCCCCCUUCCGAAACUCAUCGUCUUUGACCUGGACUACACACUUUGGCCCUUCUGGGUCGAUACCCACGUCUCAGGGCCAUUGAAAGCCAACGCGACACACUCGGCAGUCACAGACCGCCACGGCGAGUCCUUCGCCUUCUACCAGGACGUGCCGCGGAUACUCUACACUCUCUCACUAGCAGGUAUCAAGAUCGCAGUUGCGUCACGGACUUCGGCACCCGAUUUAGCAAGGGACAUGCUUAAGCUCCUGCACGUUCCGCCGCCGAGUGCCGAGGAAGGAGGGAGCGGCAAGAAAGAGAAGACGAAGAAGGCACUCGAGUGCUUUGACGCACCGUUGGAGAUAUACCCUAGCAGCAAGAUAAGACAUUUCGAGACGAUAUUCAAGAAAACGGGUAUUCCAUUUACAGACAUGCUCUUCUUUGAUGACGAGAGUCGAAAUCGGGAGACGGAGAGCUUGGGGGUGACUAUGCAGCUGGUCAGGGACGGUGUGACGUGGAACGAGAUCGAGAAGGGUGUGGGGGAAUGGCGCAAGAGGAGAGGCUACUCGGGAUAG
Colletotrichum phormii is the source of this 849-nucleotide messenger RNA. RefSeq names its product acid phosphatase-domain-containing protein. Gene Ontology annotation, molecular function: acid phosphatase activity. The record is from RefSeq and is a predicted model, not a curated record. The transcript is spliced from 2 exons. The coding region runs from base 1 to 849 and encodes 282 amino acids. Lineage: Eukaryota; Fungi; Ascomycota; Sordariomycetes; Glomerellales; Glomerellaceae.